AUCUUCUUUAUUUACCAAUAAUAUACAAAGUCCUGUUUCCCUGAACACAGGAGGAAUCAAAUAAUGGGAGGCAGUGUCCUGGCUCACAGGUCCAAGAUUCUUUUAGCUGGCACCUCCACCCUAAAUCUCUCUCUAGGCUUCUCCCAGGGCCACAUCACACUUCCAGGCUCUGUCUGUCUCUUUCCUGCUUCUUCCUCACAACACCAACCCUUGAUUAAAGGGUCUGAUCAAAGUCCCUCUGCCCACACUGUAAAUUCCUGAUCUCAUUCACGUAUGCCAUUGCUUUGGGCGAUGACGUACGCUUAAGUGUUCCUCAUGGUUAUAUUAAAUGAAGGGCAGUGGUUAAACCUAUAUAAUUAUUUGCAUGACCGAAGUGCCCACGUGUGUUUAUCUGUCCAGGUGCUUAUAUAAGCUCUCCAUCACUGAAGUAGCUGAGCAAAUGGUCACCCAGACAUCUAAUUGGACUUUGCAUGCACAAUCACUGUGAAUGCCCAGGGGACUUGUGCACACAAUAAAAUUUGGUCCCGUGUUUUCAAAGCACUGUGCAAAUAUUGGGCUAGAUUUGCUUCUGCUUGAAGGCCCCUGCUGCAGGGGAGCCCUCUCAGGAGUAGAGGAGGCACAAGAGAGCAAGCGGCCCUCAUACCUGUUGUGCCCAGAGCCAUCUGGUGCAGCCGUAAAGUGGGGCGGGGUCAGCUAGGGGAGGGGACAGAGCCAAGGAAGGCCCCUGGCAGAGGUGCUCCCUGGGUCGAUUUGGUGGGAUUCUAAUGGGGCUCCUCCCCUGGCUGGACACUACUUGCCCUCCUGUAGGGUGAAUCUCACCUCUGGUGCAGCUCACACAUGGGGACAAGGAGCGUACAUUGCAGCCCCCGUGGGCCCAGCCAUGAAUCAAGCCCACUAGCUAACACAUACGAGCCCAGCCCUGAAUCUCUUACUCAGCUUUGACUCCCUCCUUCCUCAGCCAAAAUACCCAUGAGAAUUUUGCCUGGGUAAAAAUGGCCCUGUAACUGUAGACCCAGACAUAGAGGUCCCUAUGCCCGUUAACCCCACGCAUGCGCUCGCUCUUGGAGCAGCGCAGCUCUGGGGAAUACUAGCUACUUCCCAGGUCUGACUGCUCCUCUGUACUUGCUAAGCUGAGUGACAUGCCUGUCCCCUCCUUUUCUGGUCAUCCUUUUGUGACAGACGUUUCUCCUCUCCUCCUGUCCGCCCCAGAUGCCAGGCAGCCCUGCUUCUUGGCUUCUCGUGUGUCCAGCCCAGCAUAUAACUAAUAGAUCCCCUCCUCAAUUCCAUUUUGCUGUCAUAAUUAAGCUUAUUCUGCCAUAUCCCCUCUUGUUCCCAAGCAGCUCUCCAAAGGGUCUUUGGAGGUUUCUUAUUUGUUCUAAAUCCAAGUAUCUCUCUCUCUGCUCCCAGAAUGUGCGGAGGAGAAUUUAAACAGGGACUGAGGGUGUUAAAACCACAAUGUUUCUCUUUAAAGCGAGUCUGCCACCAUGGGGCAAGAUGCUCAUGCAUGAGUCACACCCAAAUGCUAAGCAAGAUCACAGCUCCUUGGAAUACAGAGCACUGGUGGGAUCUGCGAAUCUAUUGCUCUGAAAGUGCAGGUGGCAAUAUGUGGGUAGCCCCCAGAUGCUGCUCUUGUUCUGUUUUGCAUAACUAUCCAAGAGAUCUGCCCUCAAACAAAGGGAUUUGCCAUCUCCUGCUAGAUCCUGCAGUGAUGUCCUCUUGCCAGGCUGGUGACAUUAUAGUCAUUUCCAUGGCAACACACUGUGAUAUCACAAAUGCAGGCGGUUGACCUCAUGACAGGGUCCAGUAGAAGGAAACCCCCUUGGUGCUAAUCUGCCACCCAAAGAAGGGUUGUUAUUUAUUGGGUAACGAAACACGCAGACCUGCCACUCCACUGUUUGAUGGAACCCACCCUUCUGGUCCCCCAGCACAGCCGUGUGUCUGCACGGGAGCCUGCUGUUUGUUUAGGGCAGAGAGAUGAUUUUUUCCAUGCAGUGCCAAGCAUGCUGUCAGCACGCAACAGAUACAUAACAAGAAGCAUGAGAAGCUGCGUUCCAGAGGCUGGGAGGAAAAUAGGAGUGGCUCUCCUUAAAAAUAUUGACAGAUGUAACGAAUAAUAAAAUGAUGUUGCCGAUCUCUAGCCUCUUCAAUAUCUGGAUCUCAAAGCUUCUCUCGAACAGGAAUGAACAAAGCCUCCCGCCUCUCUGAGGUGAGUCACGAUCAUUAUCCUUUUACAGAUGGGGAAACUGAGGCACGGAGGGAGUCUGAGCAAAACUUUCAAUCCCGGGUGCCUGAAGUUAGGCACCUCAAUUUGUACUGAGGGACUGAAAUAUGUGACCUGAUUUUCAGCAGUGUUGAGUCCUGACAGCGCCCACUGAAGCCAGUGAGAAUCGGGUCACUUUUAUUUAGCUGCCUAACUAUGGAUUUAGGGGUCUAUCUUUAGUAGGGUGGCCAGAUGUCCCGAUUUUAUAGGGACAGUCCCAAUAUUUGGGGCUUUUUCUUAUAUAGGUGCCAAUUAUCACACACCCCCAUCUCAAUUUUUCACACUUACUAUCUGGUCACCCUAAUCUUUAGGUAUCCAAGUCUGAACAUUUUGGCUUGAGUAUCUUGCUCCAGGCCGCACAGAGGGUCGGGGACAGAGGAAGAACUCAGUUCUCCCAACUUUCAGCCUUAGCUAUGAGACCAUCCUUCCUCCCACUCACAAAGCCAUUACAGCAAAUGGACACCAGUACAACUGCCACUGAUCACAGGCCCUAGAGAUGGGAAAGCCCCGUUAGGUCCCAUCUUGUCCAUCUGCAGAACCCGGUAGGAUCCUUCCCUCUAGGCUACUUACUAGAGCUUUUUGUCCAGACUAGGACAACAAACAAAUGCCUCAAGAGUGUCCAGCGCCGAGCACGAUGGGCGACUGGGCCUCUAGGCGCUAAGAAAUAACAGGGAUGCUAUUGAAGUUUGAUCCCGGCUGACAGCCCCACUUCAACUGCAUCGCUGAUAUGCUGUAUUAACUCUGGGAUCUGAAUGGCAACCCCAGCCCCCUUGUGUGGGUUGCACGAAUUGCUGGGAAUCCUUCUUGAAAGAUACAGGUCAAGCUGCAGCCUCUCUCUCCCCCUUGCUCUUCCUGCUGGCCAGGUUUGAUCGCACGUAGGUGCGGUGCGUUUGUCCGCCGGCUGCUAAGCUGCCUCCCUCCCCGAUCACGCUGCUUCGCUUCAGUAAACAGCCAAGACUUCCAGUGUUUCCCCCCCCCCCCCCCAGGACUAAGCAGCGAGUCCCUCUCCCUGGCAGCGACCCCUCUGAGAUACCUGGAGUGAUUCACCUGUAAUUCCUCUCCCCUUCCCCACCGCCCGCCUGCAGCCCGGCUCCUUUAUCACCGUGUUCUCUGUGCGGAGGAGCAGAAAGAAGAAACUAAAAAAAAAAAAAAAAAAAAGCAAGUAAAAAAGCGCUGCGGAAAAGCAGAGCAAAUUAAGCAGAGCCCUGAUCCGCUUGCGUUUGUGCUUGCCAAAAAUGCACCAUGCAUCUUAAUUCGCUCUGCUGUUCAGCUCUCACACACUGCUCUCCUGGUGCCAUUUCGGCGCUCUCAGCUCAGCCUUUUCAACACUUCAUUCUUCUUCUUGGGGGGGGGGGUCUGUGUGUGUCUGUGUGUGUGUGAUGGCAGAAUCUGCCGCCGCUGGUGCAAGGGAGCGAAAGCGAUCCCCCCCCCCCCGGCAGUUCCAAGCGAUCCGCUGGGGUCCCCGUUGCAUUUUUUCCAGCCGCCUCUAUUUUGGCGGGGGUGCAUUUUCUAGAAAGUGCUUCUUGGGCGCUCUCCCGUCUAUUUUACACCCAUCCCUGGGAGCUGCCUUUUAUCUCUCCGGGAUCCUUAGCAAAUAGAUGCGUACCCGGAAUCCACGCUGGGGUUAGGCUCCUCUCUUUCAGUGCACGUCUUUCCUGCUGGCUGUCCGGAUUGCAGCAAAACAUAAAAUAAAAAGGAGAGAAAGAAAGUAAAAGCAGCGGAAGACAAUCUCCCCUCCCCCUCUUCUCAAUUGCAAUCCCAACUGGAACUUUUACUCUUCUAGCCGGGAUGCCUUUCCUCAUCUCCAGUCCUCAGCUUUGAUCCCAGCCUCUUUUUUUAAGUGGAAGGGAGUGGGGGAUCCUUUUUAUUGCAGAGAGGGAAACACGCCGAGACGGGAUUUCUUUGCAGGCACUUGUGCAAUCUAGCUCUACAGAUACAUAUAUAUUUUUGCACGCAUCUCCUGCUGCAGCAGAUCCAGCCAGCAUGGGGGAGGGGAUGGGGAGGGUGCACCCUCCUCUCCUGAUCCUCUCUUCUGCCUCUGUGUGGGUUUUUUUGCAGAAGCAGCAGUCGGAGAUGGAUGUCUCUCUUUGCCCUACCAAGUGCAGUUUCUGGAGGGUAUUUUUGUUCUGGAGCAUUUGGGGAGACUAUCUGCUUUCGGUGCUGGCUUGCCCUGCGAAUUGCCUUUGCAGCAAGACAGACAUCAAUUGCAAGAAGCCGGAUGAUGGGAACCUCUUCCCUCUCUUGGAAGGGCAGGAUUCAGGCACCAGCAAUGGGAACACCAGCAUCAACAUCACUGACAUCUCAAGGAACAUCACUUCAAUACACAUAGAGAACUGGAAGAACUUGCAGACGCUGAACGCUGUAGACAUGGAGCUGUACACGGGACUCCAGAGGCUGACAAUCAAGAACUCAGGACUUCGCAGCAUCCAGCCGCGAGCCUUUGCCAAGAACCCUCAUCUGCGCUACAUAAACCUCUCCGAUAACCGGCUUACCACACUGUCAUGGCAACUCUUCCAGACACUGAGACUUUCUGAACUGACACUCGAAAGAAACCUUUUUAACUGCAGCUGUGACAUCCGCUGGAUUCAGCUCUGGCAGGAGAAAGGUGAAGCAAAUCUGCAGAAACAAGAACUGUACUGCAUGAACAUGGAGGCUGCUGUCAUUCCCCUGCAGGAGAUGAACAUCACCCAGUGUGAUCUGCCUGAGAUCAGUGUCAGCCAUAUUAACCUGACUGUGCGGGAAGGCGAGAAUGCGGUGAUCACGUGCAAUGGCUCAGGCUCGCCGCUGCCUGACGUAGACUGGACAGUUGCCGAUCUGCACUCCAUCACUACUCAUCAGACGAACCUCAACUGGACUAACGUUCAUGCCAUCAAUUUGACCCUGGUGAAUGUCACCAGUGAGGAUAAUGGGUUCCUCCUGACAUGUAUUGCUGAGAACGUCGUGGGAAUGACCAAUGCCAGUGUGCUGCUCACGGUCUACUAUCCGCCACGCAUUCAGAGCCUGGAGGAGCCAGAGCUGCGUCUGGAGCACUGCAUUGAGUUUGUGGUGCAUGGGAACCCGGUGCCCAGCCUUCACUGGCUGCACAAUGGUCAGGUCCUCAGGGAGACUGAGAUCAUCCGCAUGGAGUUCUACCAGCAGGGUGAAGUGUCUGAGGGCUGUCUACUCUUCAACAAGCCCACUCACUACAACAAUGGCAACUACACCCUCGUGGCCAUCAACCAGCUGGGGACAGCCAACCAGACCAUCAAAGGGCACUUCCUCGAGAAGCCCUUUCCAGAGAGUACGGAUAACUUUGUGUCAAUUGGUGACUAUGAAGUGAGCCCCACCCCACCUAUCACUGUGACCCACAAACCAGAGGAGGAUACAUUUGGGGUAUCCAUAGCAGUUGGGCUUGCAGCUUUCGCUUGUGUCCUCUUGGUGGUGCUCUUUAUUAUGAUCAACAAGUACGGUCGAAGGUCCAAGUUUGGGAUGAAAGGUCCCGUGGCAGUGAUCAGCGGGGAGGAGGAUUCUGCCAGCCCCCUCCAUCAUAUCAACCAUGGCAUCACCACACCCUCGUCGCUGGAUGCUGGCCCGGACACGGUGGUGAUCGGCAUGACCCGUAUCCCUGUCAUCGAGAAUCCCCAGUACUUCAGGCAGGGCCACAACUGCCACAAGCCAGACACAUAUGUUCAGCACAUUAAGAGGAGAGACAUCGUUCUGAAGAGGGAACUGGGAGAAGGUGCCUUUGGGAAGGUGUUCUUGGCCGAGUGCUACAAUCUUAGCCCCACCAAGGACAAGAUGCUGGUGGCAGUGAAGGCUCUGAAAGACCCCACUUUGGCGGCCCGCAAGGAUUUCCAGAGGGAGGCAGAGCUGCUCACCAACCUGCAGCAUGAGCACAUUGUCAAGUUCUAUGGGGUCUGUGGUGACGGGGACCCUCUCAUCAUGGUCUUUGAAUACAUGAAGCAUGGGGACCUGAAUAAGUUCCUGAGGGCGCAUGGCCCAGAUGCUAUGAUCCUGGUGGAUGGGCAGCCUCGACAGGCCAAGGGGGAGCUGGGGCUGUCCCAGAUGCUGCACAUCGCUAGCCAGAUUGCCUCUGGAAUGGUGUACCUUGCUUCCCAGCACUUCGUCCACAGAGACCUGGCAACCAGGAACUGCUUGGUCGGAGCCAACCUGCUUGUGAAGAUUGGAGACUUUGGGAUGUCAAGAGAUGUCUACAGCACUGAUUACUACAGGGAAGGGCCGCAUCCGAAGGGCCAAUGCAGCGCAGCGUGGCAGCGGCAGAGACUAGCACGACCAGCAGCUAAAACAGGGGUCUCUACCUUAUUCACUACACACCAUACAACAUCUGCAGUGAAAGAGGAAAGGAUGCUGUGGAUACCACCCUCAUUCAUGACACACCAUAUAAUAUCUGCAGUGAAUGAGGUUGGAGGACACACCAUGCUGCCCAUCCGCUGGAUGCCCCCUGAGAGCAUCAUGUACCGGAAGUUCACAACGGAGAGUGACGUGUGGAGCUUUGGGGUGAUCCUCUGGGAGAUCUUCACAUAUGGGAAGCAGCCCUGGUUCCAGCUCUCAAACACAGAGGUCAUCGAGUGCAUCACCCAAGGCCGAGUCUUGGAGAGGCCUCGAGUUUGUCCCAAGGAGGUUUAUGACAUCAUGUUGGGCUGCUGGCAGAGGGAACCUCAGCAGCGGCUCAACAUCAAGGAAAUCUACAAGAUCCUUCAUGCUCUUGGCAAGGCCACACCAAUCUACCUGGACAUCCUUGGCUAGCAGUGGCCGCUUGUCAAAAGUUCCUGCUCCAGCCUUCCUCCACCCACCCCUACCUCCUCUGCUCCCCACCCCUUUCAGCUCCCAAGCAAACAUCUUCAUAUAAACUCAAGUGCCUGCUACACAUAAAACACUGAAAAACAAAACAAAACAACCUGUAAGGCAGUUUGGCUUAUAUAUAUUUAUAGAUAUAUAGAUAUAGAUAUAUAUACCUUCCACAUCAAUACAGAAAGAAGCUGCUGUUACAGAAACUAUAAGACUUUAAAAAAUAAAA
Molecule: messenger RNA, 7277 nt
Organism: Dermochelys coriacea (leatherback sea turtle)
Lineage: Eukaryota; Metazoa; Chordata; Testudines; Dermochelyidae
Gene: NTRK3
Product: neurotrophic receptor tyrosine kinase 3
Exons: 20
Coding region: 4244-7006 (920 amino acids)
Biological process (GO): positive regulation of kinase activity; cell surface receptor protein tyrosine kinase signaling pathway; protein phosphorylation
Cellular component (GO): signaling receptor complex; axon; plasma membrane
Molecular function (GO): ATP binding; neurotrophin binding; transmembrane receptor protein tyrosine kinase activity
Source: RefSeq, a predicted model, not a curated record